CACUGCUGACCACGCUGACUGGAUCCACACAUUCACAGCACGGCCAUGAGUGAGUGAUGCUACACUUUGUGAUGCUACGGUGGAGCCUCGGCCUGUCAGGGGGAGAAGAGCCGGGAGCUGCUAAGAGCAGGAAGACCUGACAUGCCACUGGAGAUAGGGAAACAAACCUCUGCAACUAUGACUGGAAUCAGCAAACAAUCUGCUGGCCAAGAUGAGAAGAAGAGCAACCUCCCUCAGGACUUUGACAUCGACAUGGAUGACCCUGAGACAGAGAAGGCCGCUGUGGCCAUCCAGUCGCAGUUCAGGAAAUUUCAGAAGAAGAAGCAGGAUGGGAAGUCGUAGAAGGCAACCUGAUGUGGGGAAUCGAACAGCAGCACCAGCGACUCAAAAAGAGUGCUGUACUAAAUACUGUACAGUACUGUAGUAAAUAGAUAGAUAUUAGAACAUUAGAACAAAUAUUGAACAUUCCUAUAUCCAUUGUGCUAGUCCUUUUUCCAUCUUUCUGUAGCAUCAUUAGAUAAACUUUCACGUGUGACUGAAGAUUUACUCGCUUGAGAUUAUUUUAUUAAAAGAAGCUACACUGGAUAGGACCAUUCUAAAAGCCAAGCUUCAAUGCGCAAGUUUUUUUUUUCAUUUUUUAAAAAUGAUUUUUUUUUUAAAGGCAAACACAUAAAACUGUUUUUACAGCAAAUAACUAUACCUUAAAAGGAAUAUCUAUGUAAUUAUUUGCGUAGUCAAGUCACUGGAUCCAAUAAACAGGUAAUGACAAAUCAGGCAGCGGUUCAAUAAAUAAAGUUUUUUCAAAUUUUCCGUUUCCUUCACUUUUGACUGUCGAGACAUAAACACAUUUCAGCUGGACACUAGAAUGGAAGGAGACAAGGCUGCCAUCUGCC
Doryrhamphus excisus (bluestripe pipefish) is the source of this 893-nucleotide messenger RNA. NCBI's taxonomy places the organism in Eukaryota, Metazoa, Chordata, Actinopteri, Syngnathiformes, Syngnathidae. The record is from RefSeq and is a predicted model, not a curated record.